Ambispora leptoticha is the source of this 567-nucleotide messenger RNA. The record is from the annotation of a GenBank genome assembly. NCBI's taxonomy places the organism in Eukaryota, Fungi, Glomeromycota, Glomeromycetes, Archaeosporales, Ambisporaceae.
AUGUCAGGAAAAAUCUCCAUAAACCGUAUAUAUUACACCCGCCCGGCAAAAAUUCUUCUCGUCGAGGCAUCACACCAUUCUAACCAGAAAUGUGUGCAUAUCUUGGAAAUUGAGAUUCCGACAUACGACAAAUGUUCGGAAAAGUUUAAAUUAGACAAGAAAAGGUCCCCCAACUGUUAUUUGAUUUUCCGGUGUGCUUUAAUUUGGUCAAACAAAGAAACUUGGAAAUGUAGCAAUUUGGAUUGUCUCCUCCAUACGUCAAUCGACCGGAACGUGUAUUCUAAAUUGGCAUCCAGCAUUUGGAAGAAAUGUAAUGAAGAAAUCAGAAAACUGUUCAAAGACCUCCAGAAUCAAUUUGAAAAUCAGCGUAAGGCUCAAAGAACCAUAAUCGACGGUUCAUCUUCAUACAAUCCAAAUAAUAUUCUUGAUAUGGUAGACCAAAGUGCACUUCUAUUCCAACCAUUACCGUAUAUAAACUUGGAAGACUGGCAGAAGUAUAUAUAUUCUGUGUACCCGGAACCGGUUGUUGAUUAUUAUUAUCAUGAUCAUGAUAACGUGAGUCAGUAA